Messenger RNA from Limulus polyphemus (Atlantic horseshoe crab), 1220 nucleotides. Its product is annotated as platelet-activating factor acetylhydrolase-like. Lineage: Eukaryota; Metazoa; Arthropoda; Merostomata; Xiphosura; Limulidae. Gene Ontology annotation, molecular function: 1-alkyl-2-acetylglycerophosphocholine esterase activity. The record is from RefSeq and is a predicted model, not a curated record. The coding region runs from base 43 to 1017 and encodes 324 amino acids. The transcript has 5 exons.
UUGUUCCCCCUCCCCUCCAAGAAACGUAGUUCUCAGUGGCCAAUGGUAUUACCUCAUUCUCUGUAUAUUGAUGGCAUUGCAAACUUUAUCAACUAUCCUCGCUCCUUGAUUCGUAUUCUACAUCGUCGAGUAAUAGGAAACGUUUACAUUCCGGCGUUAUGGAACGCUAUGCCACUCAAAUGUGACGAAAUAUUUCCAGUGGUUGUUUUUUCCCACGGUUUGGGGGGCUGCCGAACGUCAUAUUCCACAAUAGCUCUAGAAUUAGCCUCUCAAGGAUACAUAGUAGCUUGUUUGGAACACAGAGACCAUUCUGCCUGUUUGAGUUAUUAUUUCAAGAAGGCUAGAGUUUCGUCUCGAGGAACGUUACCAGGAGCUGACCUUUCAGAAAUUGACUUUUGUGAGGUCGAUGGCAAGUUCGAUUGGGAAUCAGGUGACGAAGAAAAGGAUGAAAAUGAAGAUUGGGUUGACUUGGAAGACGAUCUUGAAGAAGCUGAUGGAGUUAUAAAGGAUUCUAGUCGAAUAUCCGUAGGAAAAUUAAGUGGAAUUUCAGAUGUAGCCAAAGAAUGGGUUUUUUAUCGUCGCAUCCGGAGAAAGAAAGAUGAAUAUACAAUUAGAAACAAACAGGCGAAACAACGUGCACGAGAUUGUUCGCACGCACUGGACAUUCUGGAAGACCUCAAUCGUGGACGUCAGAUAAAAAACAUUCUAGAUCAUCACUUUGAUUCAACUUUGUUCCAAGGAACGAUGGAUCUCUCGAAAGCAGCCGUUGCUGGUCAUUCCUUCGGUGGCUCCACUGUCAUUUUAGCCCUCGCCAUGGAAUUACGCUUUAAGUUAGGCUUAGCUUUAGACUGUUGGAUGUUCCCAUUGAGAGAGAACCAAGACCUGUUUUCCAUGGUGACGCAACCGAUUCUUUUCAUUAACAUGGAGAAAUUUCAAACGUGGGAAAAUCUCGAUGUUAUGAAAAACCUGGAGACUGAAGAAAUUGAACGGAAAGUUGUGACCAUCAAGUUGGUUUAGUUUUUUAAAUAUUAUUGAAUUUCAUGGAUUUUAUUUCUCUGUCAUUAAUACCCAUCGAUUACUUCUUUGGUACUUAAUGACUAUAAAUUGUUUUGGUGACAUGACCUGGAAAUGACUUUUAGGUAACUAGGUAAAUUAAAAAUAUAUAGUAACAAUUAUACUUCUCGAGAUUGAGCACACAACAUACUGUUUAUAAAAAUAAA